AUGAAUACGCCCGCGAAGCGCGGUAACCGCUGAAUCUCUCCGCAACUACGCAAAAUUCCCGGUGAUGCGAAGGCAGAGCCAAAGCGUGCCCUUGCGCGAGACCGGCACGGGACCACGGCGGAACGUACGAGGGCCGUGAGCCCUCCCCCAGUCCCCUCCGUUCCACCACCGUUCCUCCAGCGAUUCGCGGGGUGACCGCGAAUCGCUCUCCCUCACGCGCCUGUCCGACGCGGACGGGUAUCGAAUCGGGCUCGGUCCCGAUAUAUCUCCAGGGGGGUGGCCACUCUCGCCUGCCAUUCGCACGCGAGACCCGCGCGCGACGAGCAACCCGAGCGGGGAGCGGAGUGUCGGCCGAGUAUUUCCCAAUUCGAGAACUUGAUCAGUUCCCAACUCUCCCCCUGACGUGCGGAGGGUCGUGGACAAAGAUAUCCCCUGCAGAAAACGAACUCGUAAAAAAUUUAAUAAGAAACGGAAGCUUCGGGAGAAGGAACUGUUCGUCGGAAUUGAAUUUUAAUCGAUCGUGGUGAAAGGGGCGAAAGACGUCGGGGUGGACGAAGGACGAAGAGAAGAGUGACAUUCGCGCGAGGAGAUUCGCGGGCGAUCGAACGAGUACGCAGCAGCGUCGUGAAAAGGGUGAAAGAGAGAGGGAGGGAGGGAGGAAGGGAGAGAGAGAGAGAGAGAGAGAGAGAGAGAGAGAGAGAGAGAGAGAGUGUGUGUUCGAUUAGUCUGGCGACGAGGUCGAUCGGGCGAGGACGAUGGCAGUGAGCGCUUUCUCGACGACAUUGCACACCACCGAUUUUGCCACUACGUGUCCCACUACACCCGCGCUCUGGACCGAGGCGUUGCUACCACCCGAAGACGAGGAGGACAACGUCCUGCACAUCGGUGGCAUCUUCCCUGUAGCUGGAGAGGGCGGCUGGCAAGGCGGCCAGGCUUGCAUGCCAGCUGCGCGUCUGGCCUUAGAGGACGUUAAUCGCGAAAAGAACUUGUUACGCGGAUAUAGACUGCACCUCCAUUCCAACGAUAGCGAGUGCGAGCCCGGCCUCGGUGCAUCUGUAAUGUACAACUUACUAUACUUUCCACCCUAUAAAUUAAUGCUGUUGGCUGGGUGCAGUACGGUAUGCACUACGGUCGCCGAAGCGGCGAAGAUGUGGAACUUGGUGGUGCUUUGCUACGGUGCAUCGUCGCCGGCGCUGUCUGACCGAAAUCGAUUCCCGACCUUGUUCAGAACGCAUCCUUCCGCCACUGUGCACAACCCCACGAGAAUCAAAUUGUUGCAAAAGUUCGGCUGGUCUCGGGUAGCGAUAUUGCAGCAAGCCGAAGAAGUAUUUAUAUCGACCGUCGAAGAUCUAGAAGCACGAUGUAAGGAAGCUGGGAUAGAGAUAGUUACCCGUCAAAGCUUCCUAUCGGAUCCCACGGAUGCCGUGAAGAAUCUACGUCGUCAGGACGCUCGGAUAGUCGUCGGUUUGUUCUACGUCGUAGCCGCGAGACGGGUGCUCUGCGAGCUCUAUCAUCAGAAGCUGUACGGCCAGUCCUACGUGUGGUUCUUCAUCGGCUGGUACGAGGACGAUUGGUUCGAGAUUAAUCUGGAAAAGGAGGGCAUCACCUGCACGAAGGAGCAAAUGCGAAUGGCAGCGGAGGGACAUAUGACCACCGAGGCACUUAUGUGGAAUCAGAAUAACGACACGACAAUCAGCGGCAUGACCGCCGAGGACUUCCGAAAGAGAUUGAACAAGUUGCUGAAGGAUGACGGUUACGACAUAGAUAACGAUCGAUAUCCAGAAGGAUACCAGGAGGCGCCCCUCGCCUAUGACGCCGUCUGGUCCGUCGCUCUUGCGUUCAACAGAACCAUGGAAAGGCUAAGCAAGUUGGGGAACAGUUUGAAGAACUUCACUUACGAAAACAAAGAGAUCGCCGACGAGAUAUACGCGGCGGUAAACUCGACCCAGUUUCUCGGAGUUUCCGGUCACGUCGCGUUCAGCUCGCAGGGUGAUAGAAUCGCUCUGACGCAAAUAGAACAGGUGAUUGACGGGAAGUACGUUAAAUUAGGGUACUACGAUACACAAAGUGACAAUCUGACAUGGCGAAACGUAGAGCGAUGGAUUGGCGGCAAGGUGCCGCAGGACAGAACAAUAAUAAGAAACGUUUUAAGAACAGUGUCACUGCCCUUAUUCAUAAGUAUGGCGGCCUUGUCGGUGAUCGGUAUCAUAAUAGCCAUCGGAUUGAUCGUUAUACAUAUAUAUAAUCAAUGUCUACUUUUCAGAGUUGUAUAUUCGUCUCAUCCCAGCGCCAACACGAUAAUGCUAGUGGGAAUAAUAGUCUGCUUCUUGGCCGUGUUGUGUAUAGGAGUUGACGGUAGGUUUGUGACGCCGUGGCAGUUUUUGAUAGUCUGUCAGGCUAGAGCGUGGACGAUGUCGGUCGGUUUCACCUUGGCGUUCGGUGCCAUGUUUAGUAAAGUGUGGAGGGUCCAUCGACUCUCUACGAAGGCAAAAGCCGAUCAAGGAAAAUCAUUGACGGCUAAACAAAAAGUUUCGUCUAUACAGAAGAAGAUUGAGCCAUGGAAGCUGUACUGUAUGCUGGGCGGAUUGCUGUCGAUCGAUAUCAUCCUCCUCGUCACUUGGCAAAUAGUCGAUCCGUUGCAUCGAAGAAUCGAGACCUUCGCCCUGGAACUACCUCCUUAUGGAGACGAGGACGCGAUGAUCAAACCCGAAUUGGAGCAUUGUGAAAGCGAACACAAUAGCUUGUGGCUCGGCUUGAUCUAUGGCUAUAAAGGCAUUGUCCUUGCUUUCGGGCUCUUUCUAUCUUACGAAACGAGAAGCCUCAAAAUCAAACUGAUCAAUGAUUCCAGAUACGUAGGAAUGUCGAUAUAUAACAUCGUAGUUCUAUGUUUCAUUACGGUACCUGUCGUAAUGGUCAUUUCUAGCCAACAGGACGCGAGUUACGCCUUCUCGGCGCUAGCCACUAUCUUCUGUUGCUUCCUCAGUAUGGCUCUCAUCUUUGUACCGAAGGUCAUUGAAGUGAUCAGGCAUCCCAAAGAUAAGUCCGAGUCGAGGUACAAUCCGGACAGUGCAGUAUCCAAGGAAGAAGAAGAGAAGUAUCAGAAACUACUCAUCGAAAACGACGAUCUUCAAAAACUCAUUGCUGCGAAAGAAGAAAAGAUUCAAGCCAUCAAGCAGAAGCUGGCUGAACGUGACGCCCUAAAAGGAAGCGGCACAAGUCGUUGCAGGCAAGGUCAGCCCAAACAGUCCUUCAUCAUUGCUGACUACCCGACCGGCGAGGGAACAUCGGACAGUGCUAUCGGCACGCAGCACAUCGCCGAAAUGUACGAACUGCACCGACUAUGAUGCCAAAGCAAUACACACAAACGAGCGCUACGCUUGCGACAAAACUCUCUUCUAAAACUAGUAUUAAAUCUAUAACGUGCACACACGGUCAAUAUGCGAAUAUAAUAUGCGAGUCUUGGAACACGCCAAAC
This is a messenger RNA of Trachymyrmex septentrionalis, 3475 nucleotides long. RefSeq names its product gamma-aminobutyric acid type B receptor subunit 1 (gene GABA-B-R1). The coding region runs from base 756 to 3344 and encodes 862 amino acids. The record is from RefSeq and is a predicted model, not a curated record. The transcript is spliced from 13 exons. Gene Ontology annotation, biological process: G protein-coupled receptor signaling pathway; gamma-aminobutyric acid signaling pathway. Gene Ontology annotation, cellular component: membrane; G protein-coupled receptor heterodimeric complex. Gene Ontology annotation, molecular function: G protein-coupled GABA receptor activity. Lineage: Eukaryota; Metazoa; Arthropoda; Insecta; Hymenoptera; Formicidae.